Molecule: messenger RNA, 2577 nt
Organism: Callorhinchus milii (elephant shark)
Lineage: Eukaryota; Metazoa; Chordata; Chondrichthyes; Chimaeriformes; Callorhinchidae
Product: protein-glutamine gamma-glutamyltransferase 2
Exons: 13
Coding region: 39-2102 (687 amino acids)
Biological process (GO): peptide cross-linking
Molecular function (GO): protein-glutamine gamma-glutamyltransferase activity
Source: RefSeq, a predicted model, not a curated record
GAGUCUCUGAAGACAGAGGUCACCUCAUCUGAUUCAAAAUGCCAUGUGUGAGUUCUACUGAGUUUUACUUUGAGAAGAACAAUAAGGAGCACCGAACGGAUGAGAUCAGCAUCAAGAGAUUGAUAGUCAGACGUGGGCUGGAAUUCCGCAUUAGAGUGGACUUCAGUCAAAGUGGUUUCAACAAUGGCAGAAUUGUACUCAUUGCAGAAACAGGAUCUAGACCUUCACAUUCAGCUGGAACCCAGGUUUUGAUUCCACUUUCAAACAGUUUAGAUCCAAAUGAAUGGAGCGCAACCAUGAAGGGGUGUUCCAGCUGUGAAAUGUCACUGAUCAUCAACUCUUCACCGAAUGCCAAGAUUGGUCGUUACACCUUGAAGCUGCACGACGCAACAGAAGAGCAAGCAUACGUGCUGGGAGAAUUCGUUCUGCUUUUUAACCCAUGGUGCUCAGAGGAUGAAGUCUUUCUGGACAAUGCUGAACAGCGAGAAGAGUAUGUGAUGAACGAAACUGGAAUCAUCUUCAUGAAUACAUAUAACAGUAUCUACUCCAACCCUUGGAUCUUUGGACAGUUCGAAGAAGAUAUUGUGGAUAUAUGCCUCAAAUUACUGGACCAAAAUCCCAAAAGUUUAAGAAGCGCAACUGGGGACUAUGAACGAAGAAAUGAUGCUGUUUACAUCAGCAGGGUGGUAUCUAGGAUGGUAAACAGUGCCGAUGAUAAAGGAAUACUUUCAGGACGAUGGGAAGAACCAUAUUAUCCGGAAACAAGGCCUACACAAUGGAUUGGAAGUGUUGAUAUCCUUCGAAAGUGGUUUAGAAGUAACUGCCAGCCAGUUUGUUAUGGACAGUGCUGGGUGUUUGCAGCGGUGGCUUGCACAGUUUUGAGGUGUUUAGGAAUUCCUACACGUGUGGUCACAAACUUUCAAUCUGCGCAUGACACCAAUGGAAACUUAACCAUUGACAAUGUGGUUGAUGAACACGGAAGAACGAUUAGAAACAACAGAGAUAGUAUUUGGAAUUUCCAUGUCUGGAUAGAAGCUUGGAUGGCUCGAAAUGAUCUCAAGUCUGGUUUUGAUGGAUGGCAGGUGCUGGAUCCAACACCACAGGAGAUGAGUCAAGGUGUCUAUUGUUGUGGACCAUCUCCAGUCAAAGCAAUAAAAGAAAGACGACUGAAUGUGAAGUUCGAUGUUCCCUUCGUGUACGCAGAGGUCAAUGCGGAUGUGGUGGACUGGAUCUUCUACAGAGAUGGUAGAAAGGAAAAGACAUCUCUUAAUACCACAAAUGUCGGCCGAAAGAUCAGUACCAAGGCUGUUGGGAGUAGAGAACGUGAGGAUAUCACAGCAAAUUACAAAUACCCUGAGGGCUAUCAUACUCACUGUUUGAUUCACAAUAUUGACGAGCUGAAGCACAAAGAAUUUGUUCCAAAAGAGAAGACAUUCAAUUUGGCUGUGAAGACUGAAGAGUGCAUCUCAGUUGGCAAAAAUAUUUAUGCUCAUGUGUACAUCUACAACAAAAUUGACAAGAAAAUUGAAUGCAAUUUGAACUUCAGUGCUGAAAUAAUAUUGUAUACUGGCAAACCCAUGAAGGAAUGCAAGACAUAUAACAUUAAUGGAAUUGUUGUUGGACCCAAUGAAGAGAAAACUGUCCCUAUAGAACUGACUUACGCUGAUUAUGGAAAAUUGCUUGUCGAACACAGUAUGAUCAAGUUGACAGCUGUUGGAACUGACAGAAGCACAAAUGAAUGUAACUUUGCCACAACAGUCAUCAGUCUGCAAAUUCCAAGCAUUGACAUUAAGCUCCUGGGUGAGCCAGUGCAGUAUCAAAAGGUGAAAGUAGAAAUCUGCAUUGAGAACCCUCUGCUUGUACCUCUGAAACAAGGUGUCUUGACAGUUGGAGGACCUGGACUGAUUGACGUAACCCAGAUAAGAAUUGAUGAGAUCAAAGGCCGUCACAUAUCAGCAGUGUUUGAAAUCACCCCAUGGAAAUCAGGCACUAAGGAACUCUUGGUGGAUUUCGAUUGCGAUCAAAUAAAGGAUGUCAAAGGAUCCAAAACCAUGCUGGUUAGAAGGGCUAUGGUGUGCACGACUCUCCCUCUCAUCUUCUAAGAUAGGCUCAGCUACUCACACAGAUUUAUCAACAUACACGUCGAUUUGCUUUGAUCACGCAUUGUUAAAUUUGGGUAUUAUUGCCAGGCGCUGUCUUCUGUUGGGUUAUCAAGAAAUGCUUUUUCUUAAAAAAUGUCUAUCUCACUAGGUACUCAAACUUUGAAUGUUUCCUCGACUAGGGUGAGGCCAUGGGUCAUUUUCUGUUGAUUCCACUUCUGUAAUAAUAAUUAUAAUAUGUAUAAUAAUCCUUGCAUUUGAUUUAUUGCAUUAUCAUCUCGUGAGAUGUCUGAAAGUGCUGCUGCUCCUACUCCCAUCGUCUAUUAUAUCCCUCCAUUCCCUAAUACUGUCUACUCAUUUAUUUGUCUUUUAAAAUUUAAACUUAGAACCAUUUAAAUCUGAAACCUGAAUUUCUUUUGAAUGUCUUGAAUGUAUACAUUUUUUCUCUCAAUAAAAUGCAUUUAUUGCUUGCAGCAAA